This is a messenger RNA of Exophiala bonariae, 891 nucleotides long. RefSeq lists its product as uncharacterized. The coding region runs from base 1 to 891 and encodes 296 amino acids. The record is from RefSeq and is a predicted model, not a curated record. NCBI's taxonomy places the organism in Eukaryota, Fungi, Ascomycota, Eurotiomycetes, Chaetothyriales, Herpotrichiellaceae. The transcript has 3 exons.
AUGUUGUUCACAAAAGCGGCCCUCACCGUCUCUUCUCUAAUACUUCUUGUCGCGGCGCAAGAACCCGAUGACGCCUUUUAUAGAAGCCUGAAACCCAGUUUUGGCAGAACUCCCACUACUACAAGCCGACUACUGAAGACUCGCGAUCUUGAUAAACGAUGCACUGGUAGUUGUGAGGAAUGCUUCGGAGAUGGCUACACACUCUGCCCGGGAAGCAGUAUCUACUGCUACCUCCCAGGAGAUUCAUCUUAUGGUUUGGAUUCCUGCUCUUCCGACUAUAGCAGUGACAGUACCUCGACCGCCAGCGCCCCUGCAUCCACAUCUACAGCCUAUGGUACCGAUGAGCUUUGUUAUCAGACUGGUGCGACUUGUACCUCAUGCUUCGGACCAACAUAUCUGGAUUGUCCUGAUGGGUACCACUGCUACGAUCCAAAUGACCCACUUUACGAUACUUGCCCCGAAGACGAUGACUCAUCAGACACUACUUCUUCUGGUUCUGGUUCAACCUGCGCCGACGUGUACGGUUCUGGAAGCAUACCUUGCGGCGACGAUUCUUGCUAUAACCCUGGGGAUGGCGACGUCUGCUGUGACGAUGGAUAUCACUGUGAAGACGGCUAUACCUGCUCGAGCAUCAGUGGCAAGUGUUGCGCUCCCGGGUCAACAUCCUCUUCAUGUUCCGGGUCAGGUAGUGGACUGCUCUCUUCAUCAUCCAUCGGGGCUACCCGCACAACCUCCAGCAGUGGACUGACCUUCAAUACUGGCACUGCUACCACCUCCACCAGAUCUACAGGCACAUCAACUGGUGUCAGCCAAUUUGCGAAUGGAGCUGGAGCCAUCGACGUCCAGAAAGGCUUCCUCCUCGCAGCCGGACUUGGUGCCUUAGUUCUGUAG